UGAGGCGGGCCCACCUUAUCCCCUUGUCGCCCAUGUCGUUCCUUGUCACCUGCGCGGCGUCAUCCAAAACCAUAUCACCUCUAUCUCCAUAAUCUAUUUAUCUACCUGAAUUAGUAUCUCUAGUUGUACCCCGAGACCGAACCAUUUUCAUUGCAUCUGCCUAGAGUUCAAAUAAUCUUGUGAUAGCCAACAUCACACUUUCCUCUUUUGAUUAUUCGCAUCAACAACAAAUCCCCCGCACUCUAUACAACAUCUUCUAUCCUCCAUCUUCCAUCUUCCGUCUUCCGUCUUUCGUCUUUCGUCUUCUUGUCUUCUCGGUAUCUCUAGACAGGCGACGUCAUCUUCUUGACUGCGAUCAACGACUACGAUCAAUUCUACCCCGCGAUCGAUAUCGUAUCGUCUAUAACAGUUGCUGGAUAAACCUUCUACCCGAUCGGGAUUCGUAUAUUACCCACGCCAAAUCAACCUUGAUCUCGAUAUCCAUCUUUCCCAUCACCAUGUCUGGCGUCUGGGGCUGGUUUGGCGGCGGUGCUGCCCAGAAAAAGAAGGAUAGUCCCAAAAAUGCCAUCCUCGGUCUUCGCGCGCAGCUAGAUAUGCUACAGAAACGUGAAAAGCAUCUCAUGACACAAAUGGAAGAGCAGGACGCUAUCGCGCGAAAGAACGUAAACACGAAUAAGACUGCUGCGAAGGCCGCUUUACGGAGGAAGAAGACGCAUGAGCACAGCCUUGACCAGACGAUAUCGCAAAUCGGAACCCUGGAGCAGCAAAUUAACGCCAUCGAAUCGGCAAAUAUCAACCGAGAAACCCUGGCGGCGAUGGAGAGAGCAGGAGACGCAAUGAAGCAUAUCCAUGGGAAGCUUACGCCCGAAAAAGUCGACGAAACUAUGGACAAAAUACGAGAACAAAACGCGCUCAGCGAAGAAAUCGUCAAUGCCAUCACGAGCAAUCCGAUCGGAGGAGAGCCCAUUGACGAAGAUGAACUGGAAGGCGAGCUCGAGGCGAUGCAACAGGAACAGCUUGAUCAGAAGAUGCUCGAAUCAGGUAGCGUGCCGGUAUCAGAUGCAAUCCACAGAAUGCCUGCUGUCGGAAACCAAGAAAUCAAAGGCAAGCCUCAGGCCAUCGAAGAAGACGACGAAGAAGCCGAGCUCCGUAAACUCCAAGCAGAGAUGGCAAUGUGAAAGGUUAGCCAGUUUCAGUAUCUACUUGCUCUUAUAUGCCGACAAUGGCAGCAUGGGAUUUCAGUCUGGAAUUGCGACAGCGGUGGUCCAAGAAUGAGCGAUUGCACGAGGGGAAGGCAUUUGAGUUGCAGUCGGAAUUUGGACCAGAUCGUAGGGAUCUGAACGAGGUGUCAGAUGCAUAGCAGUCCCCUUUUUGAGCCAUAUUUCCCCAUUCCUGAUUUCGGCGUUGGCGUUCUAAGACUUAGGUGUGCUUCGUUGGCGGUUAUACAUUUUCAACAUGAUCCGUUGGUCAAUGAAGUAUGUUCUAGUCUAGGUGCGCACAUGAGUCUAAUAUACCAUCGAUGGUGCUAAACUAA
Molecule: messenger RNA, 1534 nt
Organism: Hypoxylon fragiforme
Lineage: Eukaryota; Fungi; Ascomycota; Sordariomycetes; Xylariales; Hypoxylaceae
Product: vacuolar-sorting protein SNF7
Exons: 4
Coding region: 498-1178 (226 amino acids)
Biological process (GO): vesicle budding from membrane; late endosome to vacuole transport via multivesicular body sorting pathway
Cellular component (GO): ESCRT III complex; cytoplasmic side of plasma membrane; multivesicular body
Source: RefSeq, a predicted model, not a curated record